This is a messenger RNA of Austrofundulus limnaeus, 1116 nucleotides long. It is a transcript of the gene npffl, whose product is annotated as neuropeptide FF-amide peptide precursor like. Gene Ontology annotation, molecular function: neuropeptide hormone activity. NCBI's taxonomy places the organism in Eukaryota, Metazoa, Chordata, Actinopteri, Cyprinodontiformes, Rivulidae. The record is from RefSeq and is a predicted model, not a curated record.
UGGAAGAAGAACCUCAGCAGUUAAAAUAGAUGUUUAUCAAAUAAUGUCUAAUGUUACAACUAAUCAGGGAUCCUUUUAAUAUUUGGAGACAAACCAGUUCAAAAUGGCCACCAAAGCUGAUUGUCAUUAACUACCACAAUUUAUUUAUUUGUUUUUUUUCUUAAUCUGUGUCAAAGAUACUGAGACAGAUUUUGUGUGACCUGACUUUAUUUCCCAACAUUUUGAUAACCUGUAUUGUUAUUUUUGUGCUGAAGUGUGUUUUACCAUUUUGCAUGCAUUUUUUUUGGACAAUCAAAGUAAACAUCCUGAACAAUGAUUGGUCAGUAAGUAAUGAAUUUGACUUACUAAUGCAUUCAUACAUACAGUAUUGUGUUAUUGUGUUUAGUCCAUUAUUUUGCUGCUCAAAUUGGCUAAAAUCAUCCCACAUAAUCUCUUCUAUUGAUGGAUGGUUUUGUGGCUCAAAUGUUUUUUUUUUCUCUGUACAUUCAGUGUGAACUGCAGGACAACAGGGACCAGUGAAUCAUGUUCCAUUUGCAGGGAUUUAUGUGUUCAAUAACUGAGAGAGUUGUGUUGUUCCACCCUGAGGACUUCAUUAUAAAAGAGUAAUCACUAAUACUUUACUAAAUGGACCUCCUUCAGGUCCCCUGUUGUCUUUUGUACAGUGGCACAUUUCUUCAACUCUUUGGGGUUUUUCCAGCUGGUGACCUUGAGGUGUAUAUAAGGUCCAAAGAGUCGUGUCCCACCGAUGACUAGCCGAGACACCGCAAAGAGAGAAAACCAAACCACGGUCGAGACGAAGCCCUCUUCUGUUUUGGGAGCCUCACCUGCAAACAGCAUCGGUCUCCAGCUUCAGAUCAUGGACACGGCUGCAGUAGUGACUCUUCUGGCUCUGAUCAUGACGAUGGCUGGAGUCAGCCAGGCUCUUCGAGUCCAAGCCGGUUUGGAUAAAAUUGACUUCCAGCCCGGCAGCUCUGAGGAGAAGAUGGCUGAUCGCCUGCUGGGGCUGGAGGGUGAAAGCAGAGACGUCGCUGAUCAUCUGCUGGCCUCGGUGUUAAGAUCUUUGCUGCUGGGAUCCCAGAGAGGAAGCAGGGAAUCUGUUCUCCACCAGCCACAGAG